Messenger RNA from Trichechus manatus latirostris (Florida manatee), 1968 nucleotides. It is a transcript of the gene LTF, whose product is annotated as lactotransferrin. The record is from RefSeq and is a predicted model, not a curated record. Gene Ontology annotation, cellular component: plasma membrane; early endosome; recycling endosome. NCBI's taxonomy places the organism in Eukaryota, Metazoa, Chordata, Mammalia, Sirenia, Trichechidae. The annotation marks the transcript as partial. Gene Ontology annotation, biological process: antibacterial humoral response; iron ion transport. The transcript is spliced from 14 exons.
CCUGAAAUCCUCUGGCUGGGGACAGUUUUUUCUCCUGAGCUGGUCUGGCCUUUUUUCUUUCAGAAAAACCAGGCAGAUGCUGUGAGUCUCGACAGCGGUUUGGUGUUUAAAGCAGGCCAGGCCCCUUACAAGCUGAAGCCUGUCGUGGCCGAGGUCUACGGGUCCAAAGAGCAGCCACAAACCCACUAUUACGCCGUGGCUGUGGUGAAGAAAGACACCAACUUCCAGCUGAACGAACUCCGAGGCAAGAAAUCCUGCCACACGGGCUUCCGCAGGUCUGCCGGGUGGUAUAUCCCUAUUGGGACACUUCGUCCAUUCUUGGAGUGGACAGGGCCACCUGCAAGUCUUGAGAGUGGUAAGAUGGCUGCGGGAUGGUGGGUGUCAGGCAGGGACACCCCACAGCACAUGUGCUCCAGGGCCCCUGACCCACAGUGGGGCGUGAGGAAGAAGUCAAGGAGUAGCCACUCUGCUGAGCCUUUUGGUGCUUUCUCAUUUCACAGGUGCCUGCAGGACGGGGCUGGAGAUGUGGCUUUUGUUAAGGACAGCACGGUGUUUGAGAAUCUGCCAAACAAGAAUGACAGGGACCAGUAUCAGCUGCUCUGCCCAAAUAACACUCGGAAGCCAGUGGAUGCAUUCAAGAGUUGCCACCUGGGCCGGGUUCCUUCUCAUGCCGUUGUGGCCCGAAGUGUGAAUGGCAAGGAAGACUUGAUUUGGGAGCUUCUCCGCCAGGCACAGGCGAGGUUUGGAAAAACCAAGGCACCGGAAUUCCAACUCUUUGCCUCCCCUCCUGGAAAGAAGGACCUGCUGUUCAAGGACUCUGCCCUUGGAUUUUUGAGGAUCCCCUCGAAGAUAGACUCUGCACUGUACCUCGGCUUCAAAUACUUGAGUGCCCUCCAGAAUCUGAAGAAAAAGAAGUCGUCGCUGGACGCACGGCGCAAACAGAUAGUGUGGUGUGCCGUGGGCAGAGAGGAGCAGAGCAAGUGCAACCAGUGGCGUCGCUGGAGCAGAAGGCAAGUGUCCUGUGCCUUGGCCUCCACCAGCGAGGACUGCAUCGCCCUGAUCAUGAAAGGAGAGGCUGACGCCAUGAGCUUGGAUGGAGGACUCGUCUACACGGCGGGCAAGUGUGGUUUGGUGCCUGUCCUGGCAGAGAACGCCAGAUCCCAAGAAAGCAAUGGCUCUGAUUGUGUGACUAGACCAUCAAAAGGGUAUCUUGCCGUGGCCGUUGUUAGGAAGUCAGAUGCCGACCUCACCUGGAACUCACUGAAGGGCAAGAAGUCCUGCCACACCGCUGUGGGCAGGACCGCAGGCUGGAACAUCCCCAUGGGCCUGCUCUUCAAUCAGACAGGCUCCUGCAGAUUUGGUGAAUUCUUUCGUCAAAGCUGUGCCCCUGGGGCUGACCCGGGAUCCAAUCUCUGUGCUCUGUGCAUCGGUGACGAUUCGGGCCAGAACAAGUGCGUGCCCAACAGCAAGGAGAGAUACUAUGGCUACACCGGAGCUUUCAGGUGUCUGGCUGAGAAGGCUGGCGAUGUUGCAUUUGUGAAGGAUGUCACGGUCCUGGAUAACACUGAUGGAAAGAACACUCAAGAGUGGGCUAAGAAUCUGAAGCCGGAGGACUUUGAGUUGCUGUGCCUCGAUGGUUCCCGGAAGUCUGUGUCUGAGGCUUGGAAAUGCCACCUCGCCGUAGCCCCAAGUCAUGCUGUGGUAUCUCGGGAAGAGAAGGCAGAAUACCUUGAAAAUGUGCUGCUCCAGCAACAGGAACAGUUUGGACAAAAUGGAUCUAAAUGCCCGAAGCAGUUUUGCUUGUUCCAGUCUAAAACCAAAAAUCUACUGUUCAACGAUAACACUGAAUGUCUGGCCAAACUCCAGGGCAAAACAACAUAUGAAAAAUAUUUAGGAGCAGCCUAUGUCACGGCCGUUGCUAAUCUGAAAAAAUGCUCAUCUUCCGGACUCCUGGAAGCCUGCGCCUUC